AAGUUACAACAAACAUAACCAAAAACCCUUGCCGCUAAUUUUAUAAAACAGCCAGGGUUAGGGUUUUAAGGAAGCGAGCCGAGGGUAUCAAUCAAAGUAGAAUGGGGGCAUAAGGAUUUUUCUAGCUUUCCGGGAAAGUGGUGAACUCCUGUCGUGGUUAGCGGUGAAAAAGAGGAGCUUCAAUCAGUUGAGUUGGGUGGCUUUGCAUUGGAUGACUCGCUAGGGUUUCUAAAGUGCAGCUCGCCAUGGGAGGAUCUCGAGUUCAAGUUAAUAAGCCUCACAAGUCUCGUUUCUCCUCCAAAUCUUCUCGCAGCCUUCACAAAGUCUCCCAAAAAGAUAAGAAUCGGAUCGCAAAAUCAGACCGGAAUGCAACGAAGGGAGCCCGAGCUGCUCGGCUUCAGCGAAGCAAGAUGCUGAGAGAGCAGAAGAGGGCAGCUUUUUUGAAGGAGAAAAGGGCUUCAAGUGGAUCGGCCAGCCCUCCCCGUCUCAUUCUUCUUUUCCCGCUUUCUCCAUCUGUGAAUGUAAAUUCACUUGCUGAAGAUCUUUUGAGAUUGCUAUCAACAGAAGGUGCUGGAGCUUUGUCAUCAACGGUUGCUUCUUCUGAGUACAAACUGCGAGCAACGGUACUGCAAGCUCCUCAUGGGGAUCUAUUAUCAUGUAUGGAAAUGGCCAAGGUUGCUGAUUUGAUUGCUUUUGUGGCAUCAGCUACUGAAGAAAGCACAUGUGACUAUAUUGAUUCAUUUGGAAGUCAAUGCCUUUCAGUGUUCAGGUCUCUUGGUUUACCAAGCACCGUUGUCUUGAUUCGUGAUCUACCUAUUGAGCUUAAAAGACGAAAUGAUGCAAAGAAGACCUGUACUUCUAGUCUUACUUCUGAAUUUCCAGAGGAUUGUAAGUUCUAUCCCGCGGAUACAAAGGAUGACUUGCACAAGUUUAUGUGGCUUUUUAAGGAGCAAAGGCUCACAACUCCUCACUGGCGAAAUCAACGACCUUAUCUCAUGGCACAAAAGGUUGAUAUGGUUCCAGAUGAUUCCAAUCCAGGAAAGUGUACUCUUCUUCUCACUGGUUAUACACGUGCUCACAGCCUAUCAGUGAACCAGCUGGUUCAUGUUUCUGGUGCUGGGGAUUUCCAGUUGGGAAAAAUUGAAAUUUUAAAGGAUCCUAUCCCUUUAAAUGCUAGAAAAGAGCAUAAUGCUAUGGAUUCUGAUGAUAUUCAAGAUGUUGAGGUUAUUCGUUCCCUAGCUCCUGAUCCGUUAAACGAGGAGCCUUUGCUUGUUGAGAAUGUUCCAGAUCCACUUGCUGGAGAACAGACAUGGCCCACAGAGGCAGAAAUGGCUGAGGCUGAUAGAAAUCAAAAGCAAAAGAGGCUGAGAAAGAAGAAUCUCCCUCGAGGCACUUCUGAGUAUCAGGCUGCUUGGAUCAUAGAUGAUACAGAUGAAGAGGAUUCUGAUGCCAAGGAUGAGGAUGCUGAUGACGACGACGAGGAUGAUGAUGGCAUGGUAUUGGAUGAAGGAGAAAGUGGAUUUCCUAGUCAAGAAGGCACUAAUAAUCCAGACUUUGAGGACCAAGCUUCCUUGUACUUAAGGGACUCUGAUGAAGAAACUGAAAAUGAUUCAGUGAUGAUGGAAGGGGAGAAUUUGACGAGGGAGCAGAUCGAGGCCGAGAUUAAAAAAAUUAAAGAGGCACAUGCUGAAGAUGAGGAAUUUCCAGAUGAAGUGGAUACCCCGCUAGAUGUUCCUGCUAGAAAGCGAUUUGCCAAGUAUAGAGGCCUCAAGUCCUUUAGGACAUCCUCAUGGGACCCCAAAGAAUCUCUACCUCCGGAAUAUGCCAGAAUUUUUGCAUUUGAUAACUUUGCAAGAACACAGAAGCAUGUUAUUGCAAAAGCCUUAGAAAUGGAGCAAGAGAGCAGAGACAACCGUGUACCAGCUGGUUCAUAUGCAAGGAUUUAUAUCAAGGAUAUACCUCUUGAUAUUGCUUCAAAAUUAUGUGCAGUUUCAAGGAGAGCCCCCAUUAUAUUAUGUGGUCUCCUGCAACAUGAGUCUAAGAUGUCUGUCCUACAUUUUAGUAUAAAGAAGCAUGAUAGUUACGAUGCUCCUAUUAAAUCUAAAGAAGAAUUCAUAUUUCAUGUUGGUUUCCGCCAGUUUGUUGCUAGACCAAUAUUUUCGACUGACAAUGUCAAUUCAGACAAGCACAAGAUGGAAAGAUUUCUUCAUGCAGGGCGUUUUUCAAUAGCUUCAAUAUAUGCUCCUAUUUCUUUUCCACCUCUUCCUUUGAUAGUUCUGAAGGGUGCAGGAGGAGCCAGCACACCUACAGUUGCUGCUGUUGGUUCCUUGAGAAGUAUUGACCCAGAUAGAAUAGUUCUAAAGAAAAUUAUUUUAACUGGUUACCCUCAACGAGUAUCCAAGUUAAAAGCCACAGUACGAUAUAUGUUCCAUAACCCAGAGGAUGUGAGAUGGUUCAAGCCUGUGGAAGUGUGGACAAAGUGCGGUCGCCGUGGUCGAAUUAAGGAACCUGUUGGUACACAUGGCGCAAUGAAAUGCAUAUUUAAUGGGGGCCUUCAGCAACAUGACACUGUUUGCAUGAGUUUAUACAAGCGUGCAUAUCCUAGGUGGCCGGAACACCGGUUCCCUGUCCUAAAUGCUUGAUCAAGAGCUUCUGUUUUCUAAAGAUAGGAGACAUGCUUGCUCAUGUUGGGAAUGAAGCACCGGUUCAGAUUAUCAAUUCCGAAUUUCAUGUUCGCUGUUUAUAAGCUACAUUCAGUUGGGGGAAUGGUCCAAUUUACCCUGCUGUCUUCUUCCUCUCAUUGCUGUGUUAGGGUGUUUGGUGUAUAUCCUAUGUGGCGUAGUUUAAUAAUAUAUAUAUGUUUUUAUUCGACAAAAACUGAUGAGGGAAAAACCAAGAGGGAAAAGAAAAGCUCUAUUUUUGUAAACUGAUCAGAUUUUGUUUGUUAUAUUUGCUCUGAGCAAUGCUAUAUAAUUUCCAUUAUA
This is a messenger RNA of Theobroma cacao (cacao), 2984 nucleotides long. RefSeq names its product pre-rRNA-processing TSR1-like protein. Gene Ontology annotation, biological process: ribosome biogenesis; endonucleolytic cleavage of tricistronic rRNA transcript (SSU-rRNA, 5.8S rRNA, LSU-rRNA); maturation of SSU-rRNA from tricistronic rRNA transcript (SSU-rRNA, 5.8S rRNA, LSU-rRNA). Gene Ontology annotation, cellular component: nucleus; preribosome, small subunit precursor. Gene Ontology annotation, molecular function: U3 snoRNA binding; GTPase activity; GTP binding. Lineage: Eukaryota; Viridiplantae; Streptophyta; Magnoliopsida; Malvales; Malvaceae. The record is from RefSeq and is a predicted model, not a curated record.